AUGUCCUUCUCAGACAAGUUGGCAAGAAAACAAUCAAGACAAGAGGCUUUGGAUAAGUUCCACAAUGUUGCAAAGAAGUCUAUCAUCAAAGUUCCAAUCAUUGUUUCAAUUAGAGUGAUCAAGACAACAUUCAAUACUCCAACAAACUUCCAUCUAUGGAUCAAUGUAGAGGGAUCUCUUACAUCUGCUCAAUCAUCUGAGUCUAGGACAAACAGCUUCUUAGCCUAUUGGGAUGAGGACCCUUCAUUUCAAUUCAUGUUGGAUGAGGUAUCAUCAAAGGGAUUGACAUUGGAUAUCAAGGUUAUCAAUGAUAAGUCUCUUAAGAUACUCUGCGAUAGUUUGAGAACAUGUGCAUCACUAAACUAUGAUAUACAAGCUGGAUUGAUUGGAGAUGGAAUGGAGAGUAGUAGUACCAAGAUGGUUAAACCAUUCUUUGACUUUGACAACAAGGAAGUUGGACAAAUUGAGUUUGAGUUGAACAUCAAUCCCAUACCUCACUUUGGUCUAAAGUAUUGGAAGAGACUGCCCGUCAUGGAUCCAGAUACCAAGAUACCAGAGAUAGCAAUGCCAAGCCCAAGCUUUGUACAUCAUGAUGAGUUCAAUGAGAUGAUAGUAGCCUUUGUAAUUGUAUAUUGGUUGUUGCGAGGUGAGAAGCAUGCAUGGGAUAUGCUACCGCCAAACGUACAGACUCGAACAGAUGCAUCGAUAACGGACUCCUUCUUUGUGUAUCGUAGACUGAAUGGCUGCAAUCGACCUUAUAACAUAUUCACAAAGGUCUCUGGACAUCCAUGGGACUACGAGCUACGUCUAAGCUUCACUGGCUGCGAGAAGAAGAAGGAUGUGUGGAUGCCCGACAAGACCUGUUGCAACUUCAAACUGAUCGAUGACGAGUUGGUCAUUGUCAACAUCCAAUACCAAAUGGAGCCUGAUGGAGAAGUCUUCACCCAAGUGGCCGAUGGCAGCGAUGAGUGGAACCUAUUCAAGAUCAAGUACAUGAUGAUCGAGUUCAACUAUAACAUCACUUGGGCACAUGUUGGCGUACACUUCAUCGUUGAGAUGUACUCGAUGGCCUUUUACAGGAACAUUGUAAAGAACCCUAUUCAACAGCUGCUCUGGCCUCACUUUGAUGGAGUGAUAUUUAACAAUUGGCUGGUAGUCAGACCGAUGUAUAAUGGCGUUGUCACGAUGGCAGCGGCUCUGACAUACGAGGGCCAGGUCAAGAUGCUUGAGGACAAGUUCAAAGACGUCACAUAUCGAUGGAAGCCCGAAUCACUGCCCGAAAACAUCAAGAACAACACCUAUGAUACGGCCAACAACGCAUGCUGGCAGUUGAUCAGCGAGUAUGUCGAUGAAUUCUUUGCCGUACACAGCGCCAAGAUCCAGGAACACUGGGACGAGAUUGAGAAUGUGUCCAGAGAUCUGGUGGCGCACCAGCUCAACGACGAUCCCAACGCCAACGCCAUUAACAACAUGCAGGACCUGCGCGACUGCUGCGUGUACAUCAUCUACCAGGCAGUAUUCCAACAUGCCUGGAUCCAUUGGAAGGCCUGGGACGAUGAGGCUCAAGCUGUCAUGUUCAACAAGGACGGCGAGACACCACUCAAGGACAUCCUCUACGAGCAGAAUCUAGGCAAUGCGAUUGAAGCAGGUGUACAAUAUCCCUCGGCCUACGUGCGUCACUAUCCAAUCCUGGAUCACGAGUUUGGCGGUCCAGAAGGACUUCAACGAAGACUCUGGGAGCAUGCACACAAGAUCAAUCCGGGAAUAUCAGUUGGAUCACUUGUCAUGAGUCCGAACAUCUAA
This is a messenger RNA of Acytostelium subglobosum LB1, 1803 nucleotides long. RefSeq lists its product as hypothetical. Gene Ontology annotation, biological process: lipid oxidation. The transcript is spliced from 6 exons. Gene Ontology annotation, molecular function: metal ion binding; oxidoreductase activity, acting on single donors with incorporation of molecular oxygen, incorporation of two atoms of oxygen. NCBI's taxonomy places the organism in Eukaryota, Evosea, Eumycetozoa, Acytosteliales, Acytosteliaceae. Bases 1 to 1803 code for a protein of 600 amino acids. The record is from RefSeq and is a predicted model, not a curated record.